CAAAUUCCACAAUUUCCCUCCAUUUUGUGUCUCUGUCCCUUCACUUCAGUCCGUACCAACGAACAGACGGUUGGUUCCCCAACACCAGCGCCUUUAGCUCCAGUUCCACCUUGUGAUGGUUCUCCCUCUCCUCCAAGAUCCACCCCAAUUCUCGCGCCCAUCACCACCUAUUCAGACCCUUCCCUAUAAACCUCCCAAAAACCCAUUAAACCAGCAAAGUUUUCAGGAGAACUUCAGGAUAAUAUGCAAUUUCUUGCUUUCCCUUACUCGCUCAGGCUCCCUUCUCAAAGGCCAAGCCUUGCAUUCCCACAUCGUCAAGUCUGGGAUUCAGAUAAUUCCAUUAGUUUCCCACCACUUAAUCAACUUGUAUUCAAAGCUUCAACGCCCAUUUGACUCCCAGUUUGUUUUCGAGGAAGCACCUUUUAAGUCAUCAACCACCUGGAGCUCUAUGAUUUCCACGUUUGCCCAAAAUGAUCUGCCUAUUUUAGCAUUAUCGUACUUCCGGGCAAUGCUUUAUAAUGGGUUUGCUCCAGAUGAGCAUAUUUUGCCUAGCGCUGUUAAGGCUUGUGCGAUCAUGAGUAGGCAUGAUGUUGGGAUGUCAAUGCAUUGUCUUGCAGUGAAAAAUGCAAUGAAUUUGGACGUGUAUGUUGGAAGUUCUUUGGUGGAUAUGUACGCAAAAUGUGCGGAAUUGGGGUAUGCGAGGAAGUUGUUUGACGAAAUGCCUGAGAGAAACAUUGUCUCGUGGAGUGGGAUGAUCUAUGGGUAUGCGCAGAUGGGGGAGGAUAAUGAAGCUUUGGGUCUUUUUAAGAGGGCGUUGGAGGGGGGUUUGAGUUUAAACGACUUUACCUUUUCAAGUGUGAUUCGUGUUUGUGGAAAUUCUACGUUGCUGGAGUUGGGGAGACAAAUGCAUAGCUUGUGUGUGAAGAUGAAUUGUGAUUCUUCGAGUUUUGUGGGAAGUUCUUUGAUAUCUCUGUACUCGAAGUGCGGCGUUGUAGAGAAUGCUUGUCAGGUUUUCAAUGAGGCAGUUGAUAAGAAUUUAGGAAUGUGGAAUUCAAUGUUGAUUGCUUGUGCUCAACAUGGACACACAAAGAAGGUGUUUGAGUUGUUUGGGAGAAUGAAGAGUUGUGGGAUGAAGCCAAAUUUUAUAACCAUUUUGUGUGUGCUUUAUGCGUGCAGUCAUGCGGGGCUAGUCAAAGAAGGUAACUACUAUUUUGGAUUAAUGAAGGAGUAUGGCAUUGAGCCAGGGGAUCAGCAUUAUGCUUCCAUGGUGGACUUGCUUGGGCGAGCUGGGAAAUUGGAGGAGGCUACGAAGCUUAUCAAGGAAAUGCCAAUUCAACCAACAGAAUCUGUAUGGGGAGCUCUACUGACCGGCUGCCGACUUCAUGGUAAUACUGAGUUGGCGGCCUAUGCAGCUGAUAGGAUCCUUGAAUUAGGUUCAGUAAGUUCAGGCUUUAACGUUCUGUUAUCAAAUGCUUAUGCAGCUGUUGGUAGGUAUGAAGAAGCGGCCAAAGCCAGAAAGAUGUUAAGGGAUCGAGGAGUGAAGAAAGAAACUGGUUUAAGUUGGGUUGAGGAAGGAAAUAAGGUCCAUACAUUUGCUGCAGGGGAAAGGCAACAUUUUAAAUCUAAGGAAAUUUAUGAAAAACUUGGGGAACUAGAGAAUGAAAUGGAGCUAGCUGGCUAUGUUAUGGACACCAGUCAAGUGUUGCGAGCAGUUGGCAAUGAAGAGAAGAGUGAAGCAAUUAGGUAUCAUAGUGAAAGAUUAGCUAUUGCAUUUGCACUAAUAACCUUUCCACCUGAAAGGCCAAUUAGAAUUAUGAAGAACUUGCGAGUUUGUGGUGAUUGUCACACAGCUAUUAAGUUUAUGUCGAAGUGCACCGGAAGAUUAAUCAUUGUGAGAGAUAACAAGCGGUUCCAUCAUUUUUCGGGUGGGGAAUGUUCCUGUGGUGAUUAUUGGUGAUAUUAAGUGGGUACCAGUGAAAGGUGUUGUAGGAGGAGAGAGGGACUUCAUGCAAGAUCUUUCUCUUUUCUCUGGUAGGGAACUUCAUGCCCUUAAUAAACAAGUGAAACCCUGUUUCUGAGAGGUUGCCCAUUUUUGGAUCAAAAGGCCAAUUUAGCACUUUUUUACAAGUAAAAUUCAUCAACUUCCAGCGUGAGAGUGAUUUAAUCCAGAAGGUUGGGGAAAGCAGAAGUAUGAGAUUUGGAAGUUCCAGACUUCCAGUCCACCAUGUUAAUUAUCUGCAAGAUAGCACCGUCGGCCGUGUAGCUGCCUUGAGUUUACAAAUGCAAUGGCUGUUUGUUGUUGACUUGCAGCUUAUUCUGCUUACAAAAUGAUGAAGCCAAUUGGAUAUUCCAUUUUUUGAGACUGAGGUACUGUUUAAUUGUUAAUACUCUGUAUUAGUCAGUGUUGGUGCAUUGUACAAGAAGUCUGGCAUGGCAUUGAAGUUGCUUAGUCGUCAGAAAGCGAAAAGUUUUUGCUGAACUUGAAAAAGCAGGAGUUCAAAUUGUCUUUGCUGGAGCUUGCUGCUUGUAGAGUUUAAAAGAACUGGAGAGAUAUCAAGGUACCUACAUAAUUGCAGAAUAUGAUUUUUGAGACAUAAAUGGCAUGUGCGGAGGAUUUGGUACUUUUUUGCUUUAAGUUUUGGGCACAGGGCUGCAGAGUGAUUGCUAAGAUCACGGCAAGACGUGCAGAUCUAGAAGUGCAAGGUCUGCAAGAUCACCUUUCAUCAGGCAAUUCUUUUGUGUUCUACCCAAUCAUGUAUUGCAUCUGGGGCAUAUGUUUCUUUGGGAGUUUCAGUGUUGUCUGCUGAAGGAUGCAAGCCAUGAAAUCUUACGUGUGGUCGAGGGACACAAUUGCCUCCAGCAUCAUCAAGAUUCUAAUCAUUAAUUGGCUCUCUGGAUGUUGCAGUGCAGGAGACGUUUCAAACCCGGUUGCUUGCUUGCUCAUUGGUCACGCGAUCAAUAUGUUAUCGAAUGUACGUAAAAGAAUUGGUAUAUUGCAGUGACGGUAAAAAAGGAAUUUAGGUCUUAUUCCAAAACAUAGAAGGACACGGCCGUAAAUGUGUGGUAAAAUUAGUCUCAAACUGGGAGGCCGUGAUUUCUAGUAGCCUGCCGUCCUCUAGUUUUGUAAGCUUAAUCAAGCGAAAUUGGCUCGUCUCACAAUUGUCGUAUCCUAUAUGUCAUCAGUUCGAAGUUAGCUAUGAUAAUGCGCUUGCGUUCUUGGGC
Messenger RNA from Coffea arabica (coffee), 3222 nucleotides. RefSeq names its product putative pentatricopeptide repeat-containing protein At5g52630. Gene Ontology annotation, molecular function: zinc ion binding; protein binding; RNA binding. The record is from RefSeq and is a predicted model, not a curated record. NCBI's taxonomy places the organism in Eukaryota, Viridiplantae, Streptophyta, Magnoliopsida, Gentianales, Rubiaceae. Gene Ontology annotation, biological process: RNA modification.